GUAACUUUUAAGUGGUCGGGACGCCGCCCCGCCAGGCCAGGUGCCGCCAAACCCUUGCCCCGCGCCGCGCCGCCGCGCCAGCGCCGCAGGGUGAGCAGGCAUGAUGACUGACUCUCCAUUCCUGGAGCUGUGGCAGUUGAAGUCUGUGUCCAUUCGAGAGCAGCUGGGCCUUGGGGACCAGCCCAAUGACUCCUACUGCUACAACUCUGCCAAAAACAGCACCGUGCUCCAGGGGGUCACCUUCGGCGGCAUCCCUACUGUCCUGCUCAUAGACGUCAGCUGCUUUCUGCUACUAAUCUUGGUGUUUUCCAUCAUAAGAAGAAGAUUCUGGGAUUAUGGGCGCAUUGCCCUGGUGUCAGAAGCAGACAGCGAGCUGAGAUUCCAGAGACUGUCAUCGACUUCUUCCUCAGGGCAACAAGACUUUGAAAAUGAGCUGGGUUGCUGCCCCUGGCUGACUGCCAUCUUCCGUCUGCAUGAUGACCAGAUCCUGGAGUGGUGUGGGGAGGACGCCAUCCACUACCUGUCCUUCCAGAGACACAUCAUCUUCCUCCUGGUGGCGGUCAGCUUCGUGUCCCUGUGUGUCAUCCUGCCUGUCAACCUCUCAGGAGACCUGCUGGACAAAGACCCUUACAGCUUUGGGAGAACGACGAUAGCAAACUUGCAGACCAACAAUGACCUCCUGUGGCUGCACACCAUCUUCUCUGUCGUUUACCUUCUCCUCACCGUGGGCUUCAUGUGGCACCACACCAAGUCCAUCAGGUACAAAGAGGAGAACCUGGUAAGACAGACCCUGUUCAUCACAGGAAUCCCCAGAGAUGCCAAGAGAGAGACCGUGGAGAGCCACUUCCGGGAUGCGUACCUCACCUGUGAGGUGGCAGAUGUCCAGCUGUGCUACAACGUGGCCGAGCUUAUCCACCUGUGCAGGGAGAGGCUCCUGCCUGUCUGUGCCCUGUCCCACUCUCACCUGUCCAGAAAGAAGGCUGAGAAGAGCCUGACCUAUUACACAAACCUUCGGGUAAAGACGGGUGGGCCGACGCUCAUCAACCCCAAGCCCUGUGGUCAGUUCUGCUGCUUUGAAGUGCGGGGUUGUGAGCGGGAGGACGCCAUCUCUUACUACACCCGCAUGAAUGACAGGCUGCUGGAGAAGAUCACGGAAGAGGAGUGCCGGGUCCGGGAUCAGCCCUUGGGAAUGGCCUUCGUCACCUUCCGGGAGAAGGCCAUGGCCACCUACAUCCUGAAAGACUUCAACGCCUGCAAGUGUCAGGGCCUUCGCUGCAGAGGCGAGCCCCAGCCCUCCUCCUACAGCAGGGAGCUCUGCAUCUCCAAGUGGACUGUCACCUUUGCCACCUACCCUGAGGACAUCUGCUGGAAGAACCUCUCCAUCCAGGGCCUCCGCUGGUGGCUCCAGUGGUUGGGAAUCAACUUUAGCCUCUUCCUGGUGCUGUUUUUCCUGACCACACCCUCCAUUAUCCUGUCUACCAUGGACAAGUUCAACGUCACCAAACCCAUCCAUGCCUUGAAUAACCCAGUCAUUAGCCAGUUCUUCCCAACUCUGCUCCUCUGGUCCUUCUCGGCCCUGCUUCCGUCCAUUGUCUACUACUCCACCCUGCUGGAGUCUCACUGGACCAAGUCAGGGGAAAACCGUAUCAUGAUGACCAAGGUCUACAUCUUCCUGAUUUUCAUGGUGCUGAUCCUGCCCUCCCUGGGCCUCACCAGUCUGGAUUUCUUCUUCCGAUGGCUCUUUGACAAGACGUCCUCAGAGGCCUCCGUCAGGUUGGAGUGCGUCUUCCUGCCAGACCAGGGCGCCUUCUUUGUGAACUACGUCAUCGCCUCGGCCUUCAUUGGCAACGGCAUGGAGCUGCUGCGGCUGCCAGGCCUGGUCCUCUACACCUUCCGCAUGAUCAUGGCCAAGACCGCCGCUGACCGCAGGAACGUCAAGCAGCACCAGGCCUUCGAGUACGAGUUUGGAGCCAUGUACGCGUGGAUGCUCUGUGUCUUCACCGUCAUCAUGGCCUACAGCAUCACGUGCCCCAUCAUCGCGCCCUUCGGGCUCAUCUACAUCUUGCUCAAGCACAUGGUAGACCGGCACAACCUCUACUUCGCCUACCUCCCGGCCAAGCUGGAGAAGAGGAUCCACUUUGCAGCCGUGAACCAGGCGUUGGCAGCCCCCAUCCUCUGCCUCUUCUGGCUCUUCUUCUUUUCCUUCCUGCGCCUGGGUCUGAAGGCCCCUGCCACCCUGUUCACCUUCCUGGUGGUGCUGCUCACCAUCCUGGUCUGCCUGGCCUACACCUGCUUCGGAUGCUUCAAACACCUCAGCCCCCUGAACUAUAAGACAGAGGAAUCAGUGAGUGACAAAGGCAGCGAGGCAGAGGCCCCGGUGCCUCCUCCGUUCACACCCUACGUGCCCCGGAUUCUGAAUGGUUUGACCUCGGAGAGGACAGCCUGUCCCCGCAGCAGCAGCAGACUAUGGCGCCAUCCGCAACAUCAGUGGGACUAUCUCUGGGCAGCACUUGGCUCCGAGCCCUGAGGACAGCGUGGCUUCUGCGUACCAGGAGGCGUGAGGGUGGACAAGCUGCAGGUCUCUGCUGGGCUCAGGGAAGCCCUGAAGACUCAGGUGGAUAAGGGACUUGAAACCUCAGCCAAUUCACAACUGAAGUUCCUGGGGCUUGAACUGAAGGCCUGGAGCUUCAUGCU
Messenger RNA from Castor canadensis (American beaver), 2694 nucleotides. RefSeq names its product transmembrane protein 63A (gene Tmem63a). The record is from RefSeq and is a predicted model, not a curated record. Gene Ontology annotation, molecular function: calcium-activated cation channel activity; nucleic acid binding. NCBI's taxonomy places the organism in Eukaryota, Metazoa, Chordata, Mammalia, Rodentia, Castoridae. Gene Ontology annotation, cellular component: plasma membrane.